Messenger RNA from Anarrhichthys ocellatus (wolf-eel), 1365 nucleotides. RefSeq lists its product as uncharacterized. The transcript has 5 exons. NCBI's taxonomy places the organism in Eukaryota, Metazoa, Chordata, Actinopteri, Perciformes, Anarhichadidae. Bases 589 to 1365 code for a protein of 258 amino acids. The record is from RefSeq and is a predicted model, not a curated record.
UGCGUUUAUUUGUCCCACACUUUUAGAUAUGCGACCUCAAUGGUUGACAUCUGAUUCAGACCAACUGAGACAUCUUCUCUGUGCUGAAGCUCCUUUAUAGAUUUGUUAUGAACUUCUUAAAAUAUAUGAAAUUUAAAAAAAAAAAAAAAGCCAUAUCUUUUUUUUUUUUCCUAUGGCUCUGGUGUCGUCACUCUUCUCGUCUCGCGGAGCUACGAUACUUUCGCUUUCAUUUAUCAGGAAGAAGCUCCGUAUGAAGUGUAGAGCGAGGUGAAGGUAAGUCAACUCAUAUGCGUCACACAAUUCAUACUUUAGGUGCUGUACGUAUGUUCAAAAAGUUGAUGUAAAGUUUGUGACAAAUUUAGGAAAUAAAGAUUGAAGGCGAACUUCUAACCCAUUAUAGGUAGCUUUAGCGUACCGUAAACAAAAGUGGAGUGGAGCGAUACAAUUCCUUUUUAACGUAAUGUUGACAUUUGGCAUGAAGAUGCAUCAAAUAAUUCACUGUUGGUUGUUCGAACUGGCAGUGGGACAACACGCACUGCGGUCAUCUGUUCAUAUUAUUUGCUCUGUGUUCAAGGAAGGAGACUCAAAAUGUCAGUCUACCACCAAGAGGUGCCCAUGGACAACAAAGAAGAAGUUCAAGUCACUCUCUCAGUCACGUGGGCAGAGGGUUUUCAACAGCAGAAAUGUAAAAUUGAACUGGAGAAAGUUCUUCAGAGUUGGGUCAACAACAAAUACCGUGGAGACUGCAAAGUGUUAAAUGUCUCAGAAGAUGGGAGUGCUGUGAUAAGUCUUAAACCCGCUUCAGCCUUGAGUGAGCUUCAGAAACUAAGUGGACAACAACUGAUGGGAAGAGAUGGAAAAACAGUCAAAAUAAUGUCUGUUUCUACACCGGUAAAGGAGAAGGUGCAACCUAUGGUGCAGCCUAGUGCAGCUUCUGCAGCAGGAGGGGAGCAGUGCACUUGUUCUGUGAACCAUUUCUGGUACGUGAACCACAUCUACAAGGAGGAAAUUAAGCGUAUAGAGAAAGAGAAUGGAGUUAAAAUCAUGGCAGAAGUUAAUGUGACAUUUCAAGGAGACCAGAAAGAUGGAGACCCACAAAAAGCUCUCUCUGAGUUCGCAUGCCUUGUCCAGAAGUGCUUGGGUAAAUCAGAUGUCUCAAUCAUUCCUCUCAAGGAAGUGAAUCCAGAAGAGUGGAAGGACACAGUGAAUAUCAUCCAGAGAAAGGACAACAAGCUUUUGCUUACUGUGUCCUCUGAAGAAAUGACCAUAUGUGGGCCAAGACAAAGUCAAGAUGCCAUCAGAAAGUCCUUAACCGCCACAACAAAUACCAGCACUUGUUUUGGAGAGUCUACAUGCAACACAUGA